GAGUGAGACGCUUUCCAGCUCGGGUCAUGCAAGCAUUGGAGGAAACCAAAGUUUGACAUCUCACUCAGAUAAAGGAGACAUGUGGAUGAGCCUCACACUCUCACUUGUAGCUGCCUUGGCGCUGGGAACAGAGGUUUCCCUUCCUCAGGAAGAAGCCUCACUUGAUACGACUGAGAACCCAACAGAGGCGCAUUUUGAAGCCAAUGACGUAGCGUCCAGGUAUGGAAAUGCCAGACGGGACAUCUUGGCAGCCCAGUUUGAAUGCUACCUGAAGAUAAUUCACGAGCCUCUUCGAACAGAUGAAGGCCCUUUCUGUAAUCGGACAUGGGAUGGCUGGAUGUGCUGGGACGACUCAAUACCAGGGACUGCCAUUCAGAAGUGUCCAUCAUACUUUGAUGACUUUGACCCUAGUGAAACAGUCACCAAAGUUUGCAAUCCUAACGGCCAAUGGUUCCAUCAUCCAGAAAGUAACAGAGUAUGGACCAACUACACACUAUGCAAUACCCUCAAAAAAGAAAAACUAAAGGUUAUACUUAGCCAGUAUUACCUGGCUAUGGCAGGUCAUGGUAUUUCCAUCAUCUCCUUAACAAUCAGCUUGUUCAUCUUCUCCUAUUUAAAGAUCCUUAGCUGUCAGAGAAUCUCUCUCCACAAAAACAUGUUCAUGUCCUUCAUUUUCAACUCCGUCUUUACCAUGGGAUGGCUUUCAAUGAUGGUUAACGGACGUCAUGCCUUAGAAGCCAUCAACCCUGUUGGCUGCAAGAUUCUGGCUACGUUGGUUCAGUACACGUCUACUUCCAACUACCUGUGGAUGCUGUGUGAGGGCAUCUAUCUCCACACACUCAUCAUAGUGGCUGUCUUUGUUGGAGAACAGCAGCUUUUUUGGUACUAUGUCCUGGGAUGGGUUUUCCCCAUCAUUCCUGCAAUCACAUAUGCUGUUGCUCGUGGACUCUACUAUAAUGACAAUUGUUGGAUCGGUGCAGAAACCUACCUUCUCUACAUCAUUCAUGGGCCCAUCCAUGCUGCACUCAUUGUGAAUCUUUUCUUUCUCCUGAACGUCAUCCGGGUCUUGAUCACCAAGCUGAGAAAAACACACUGUGCCGAAUCUACGACUUACAUGAAGGCAGUGAGAGCCACCCUCAUCCUGAUCCCCCUGCUGGGAGUCCAGUACAUCCUUUUGCCCUAUCUGGGAUCAGACAGUUAUUCCAACCAAGUCAUUUAUUAUCUUGUGUCUGUCCUUUCCAACUAUCAGGGACUCUUUGUGGCCAUUAUUCUUUGUUUCUGCAAUGCAGAGGUCCAAUCAGCACUGCGCAGGAAGUGGGCUCAGUGGACGGUCGCCUGGGGGAAAACCGGCUGGGGAGAGACAUCCUUCGUCAGCCAUCACUUACACUUCCACACCAACUCCUCCAUCACGGAAACCAGCCGUACCACUGGGAGCGUGUUGGUCCCAGUCAGUGGGUCGUCUAACCCACAAACAGAACAUUUUCACCUCAUGUCUUUAGAGCAAAGAGCCAACGGGCAGGAAACGCAGGAUAAAGACGCACUCUGAGACCUCUGAAAGGAUAAGCAACGCAGAUGAUGGUGAUGGAGUCCAAAACUCACACCAACUAAAGAUCCUAACAUCUGAAAAAACGAGAAAUCAAAAAUUAUUUUGCAAAGUUAAUGAGAGAAAGAUUGCUUUGUAUGUACAUAAAUUAUAGUGUAUAAACAGUUUAACUGGUAUUUUACAGUAACAGUAAAGUCAUGCAAGAAACAGACAUUUGAUAUUAAUGUGCCGUUUUAGCAUUUUUUUCUAAAUAAAAUAGACCUGUAUAUUUUUUGUCUCUUCAAGGUUUCUUUCAUAUAAUCUGGAGGAUUUAAAAAAAAAGUUCUACUAAAAAAAAUGUUUGUAUCCUGUGACAUUAAGGCGCUUUUACAGACAGAAGUGUUCCUACUAUUGAACCUUUUUACGUGUUCACUUUUUGCAGCUAAAACCUUCAGUGGAUUUCAAUGUAACAGAUAAAAAAAACCAAAUGCAUAAAUGUGCUUAAAACAUCUUAAAGUGUGACUUUGCCUGAUGUGAAAACAAAUCCUAAACCUGCAAGUUUGAGCUAAGUGAGUUUUUUUAAGGAAAGCAUGGAUAGCACCAGAUUCUAUCAUUUCAACCAGAAGAAAAAAUCCCCUUCAGUAGCCACCAAGUUUAAUUAGUUUAGAUAUUUUUGUAAUACUCAAUAAAUGUUGCUUUUUAAUUUAAUUCAAAAUUACUUUAUUAUUCCCAAAGGGAAAUUCAAUGUUGUAACUCAUAGGGUUGUUGUUGAUGUUAAUAGUUGUAGGCAGGAAGCGUCUCCUGUAGUGGUCUGUCCUGCAGAGGAUCUAGAGAAGCCUCUUACUGAAGACACUGAUGUUCUUAAACAGGCUGAUGAACAUGAUGCUCACUGUCGUCCUUAAUGUUCUUCACUUUAUGAAGAAUUCUUUGUUGUAAAUCAGCUUGUUGAGCUUUUUUUUUACACUCUCCACUAAAGACGAGAGAAGAUAUGCAGCAUCUUUCUGCAAACACUGAAGACCUGAGCUUUCUUAAGAAGUAAAGUCUGAUCCUCCCUUCUUCUAGAUCAAUUCACAGCUGUGUCUCCAGUCAAGUGUACUUUCCAGGUGAAGACUGAGGUAUUUAUGCUCCUCCAUCACCUCCACUUCUUGUAUUUAAAAUCUAUUGAUUUGUUUGUUUCUUCUGAAAACUUUAAUCAUCGCCUGUGAUUUAUUUAUAUGUAGAAUUAUAUGGUUGUUUAAUAAAAUUUUAAAUCAAUGAAAUCGAAUGAAAUACAGUAUCAGUAUAGGAUCAAAUGAAAUAAAAAUAACGUGACUAACUGCUGCAAAACAGUCUUCCAAUGACUGUUAUGUCCAUAAACUAUUUAGGAAAACUGUAAUAUAUUCCUCAGUAACCAAAGGAGCCACGUAUGCUGACUAUUAGAAUUAAUUAUGAGG
This is a messenger RNA of Cyprinodon variegatus (sheepshead minnow), 2955 nucleotides long. It is a transcript of the gene calcrl2, whose product is annotated as calcitonin gene-related peptide type 1 receptor-like. Gene Ontology annotation, cellular component: plasma membrane. The transcript is spliced from 13 exons. Gene Ontology annotation, biological process: adenylate cyclase-activating G protein-coupled receptor signaling pathway; angiogenesis; cell surface receptor signaling pathway. Lineage: Eukaryota; Metazoa; Chordata; Actinopteri; Cyprinodontiformes; Cyprinodontidae. The record is from RefSeq and is a predicted model, not a curated record. Bases 80 to 1546 code for a protein of 488 amino acids. Gene Ontology annotation, molecular function: adrenomedullin receptor activity; calcitonin receptor activity; calcitonin gene-related peptide receptor activity.